GGGAGGAAAAGGGAAGAAGAAGAAGAAGAAGAAGAACUUGAGCUUUGAGCUUUUAGCGCAUCACUGUUUUCUCUAAACUCUUUUCACCUUUUCACCGUGGAUGAACCGAAGAGCGACCCGAACUGAGGUUGAUGCUCGGGAAAUAGAGCUUCCAGACUUCAGGAGGGCGUUCGUGCGCUUGUCGUGGACGCGAUGGGGCCGAGGAGGAAGGCGUCCAAACUCCAGCCUUUGAUGGGCGGCGGCGGAGGGGAACUGUUCCUGAGACUCACGGAGCCCAAAGACUACAUCAACGAGCUGUCCCACGAAGUCCUCUGCCACAUAUUCAGGUACCUUCCCAUGAAGGAUAUCAUGUGCAUGGAGUGUCUGUCUAGAAAACUUCGAGAAGCUGUGACUUUGUACCUGCGCGUCGUCAAAGUGGUCGACCUAUGCGCCGGCCGCUGGUGGGAGUACAUGCCUUCAGGCUUCACGGACAGCAGCUUUUUGAUCCUUUUGAAGAAGAUGCCCGACCUGGAGCAGCUGUACGGCCUCCACCCGCGGUACCUGGAGAGACGACGGGUCCGGGGCUACAAGGCUUUCAGCAUUCCUGGAGUCCUGGAGGCUCUGCAGGCCUGUCCCAAUCUGCUGGGCGUUGAGACGUCCCACUUAGAGCUGGUUGAAGCCAUAUGGAACUACAUGCCCCAAGUUCACAUCCUGGGAAAGUUUCGCAACCGCAACGGGGCUUUUCCCAUUCCUCCCGAGAACAAGCUCACCAUCCCGAUAACUGCCAAGAUCCAGACUUUACAUCUAGUGGGUGUGAACGUCCCAGAAAUCCCCUGUGUGCCAAUGCUGCGCCACCUUUACCUGAAGUGGGUCCGUCUCACCAAACCUCAGCCCUUCAAAGACUUUCUGUGCGUCAGCCUGAGAACGUUCGUCAUGCGCAACUGUGCCGGACCGACCAACUCCCUCAAAUACGUGCCCCUGGUCACCGGCUUGGCCUCCGCCCGAAACCUGGAGCAGCUGGAGCUGGUGAGAGUCCCCUUCCUGGGGGGGCUGAUCCAACAUGUGGUGGAGGACAGCUGGAGGUCAGGAGGAUUUCGGAACCUCCACACCAUCGUGUUCGGAGCCUGUAAAAACGCUCUGGAAGUGGAUUUAGGCUACCUCAUCAUAACCGCUGCUCGCAGGCUUCAUGAGCUCCGCAUCCAGCCCUCACUAACCAAAGACGGAGUCUUCUCAGCGCUCAAAAUGGCCGAACUGGAGUUUCCUCAGUUCGAGACUCUUCAUCUGGGACACGUGGACGAGUUCCUGCUGCAAUGUAAGAUGAGUCAUCCGGAGCUGGUGAAGUACGGUUUGGCCGACGUCAUCGAAAACCCAGGAAUCAUCACUGACAUCGGCAUAAAAGUGGCAAACGAGGUGUUCACCAACAUUAAAUACCUGCUCAUCUACAACUGUCCUCACCUUCACAAUCCUCACUUCUGGAUCACAGAUCAGUCCAGAUGGAGCCGUCUCGUUGAUCUCACUCUUAUUCGCUGUCAUGCCAUCAAACUAGAAUCUUUUUCCCAGUUCAUAGAGUUACUGCCCAGUCUGGAGUUUAUCUGUUUGGACCAGAUGUUCAGAGAACCACCCAAGGGUUGUGCCAGGGUGGGCCUCAGUGCAGGGACUGGCAUCGGUGUGUCGUCAGCACUGGUCAGCAACCAGAACUCCAACAACGACAACGACAACGAUCACCACCAUCACCACAACGAGGCCAACGUGGCUCCCGCUCCUCCGCCCGUCCACAACAUCAACAACAACAACCAGCGGCAACAGCACAAUGUGGAGGUAAAUGGGAUCCAGGAAGAAGUUGAGGAGGAGGAGGUAAUUUUGGAGGAGGACAACAUGGAGGCUGAGCCUCAGAUAGCACUGAAAGGAGCCGAAGGGGGGGCGGGUGCUGAGGAAGGUGACGUGGGUCCAGGGUCCAGUCAACCAGCUGGAGCCCCUCGACCUCAAGACGAGGAACAAGCAGGUCCGAGCGGUUUAGUUCAGCAGUCCAGACCCUCCGGCGCCCCCGCUCCCAGACCCCCGCUGGUCAUCUCCGACUCGGACAGCGAAGAAGAGGAGCGACUCGUUUCGAGGCUGAUGCCGCCGGCCUGUUUGCAGCAGCCGGCGACGUCCCAGACAAAAGGUAAAGGAAAGACUCCGCUGCGACGAUGCAACACUCUGGGCGUGUCGGUGGAGGCGUCGGAGCAGCCGAAGGCCAAGGUGUCGGAGAGCAGCUGUGAGAAGAGCUGCCAGGUCACCAGCGAGCAGAUCAAGGCGGACAUGAAGGCUGCCACCGAGAACAGCAGGAGGACUAGUGGUAAAGGAAUCGCCGUGGAGUCUGUGGAGAACCCGGCGAGGCCCGAGGCCGACUCUGUGACGGAGCAGGGCCCCGGGAGGGCCGGGGCCGGGGUAUCACGGACCGGGGGGAGUCUAGUCAGUGGAUCUGUGGGCAGGGUGGGGCCUGUGGCGGCGCCCCCGUCUGGCCACGGGAGGGUGGUGGUGGUGGGAGCGGCGUCCGCGACCGCCGACAGAGCUGCGGCGUCCGGUAGGACUAACGGGGGCACGGAGGGGCCGUCCGACGCACAGGCCCGGGACAGUUUCACGAGGGAGGGAGGGGGGAGGCAGAGUUUUGAUCCUGCCGGCGGCCAAGACGGCGCCGCUGCUGCUUCUGCUGCUGCUGCUUCUGUCAACCACCCCCUCAGGAGACCAGCACCACCGCCUCGACAUGGGGAGGGACAACCUGCCCGGGUUGGGUCUGGUUCAGACGCACAGGGUCAGUCCUGUGGGGACCUCGUUAGGAGACCUAUGACCCGAUCCUGCUCCCGCACGUCCUCUGUGUCCUUACUGCCCGAGACAGACCUGUCGAGAGCGAGGCCUCGCGUGGCCGUGAGGAGGAAACGAAUGGCUGACAAAUCCACCAGCACAUCAGACCCGGUCACCGAGGACGACCACGUACAGAUUUUGUCUCUAAAGAGUAAGAACCUGGUGGGAAUCACUCUGACCAACUGUGGGAUCACUGACCUGGUCCUCAAAGACUGCCCCAAGAUGAUGUUCAUUCAUGCCACCAGAUGUCGAGUGUUGAAGCAGCUGCAGGUAGAAAGCGCCCCGAUAGUGAACAGGUUCGACUACGCUCAGUGUAAGAAGCUGGACAUGGAACAGGUCCUGGAUCAGAUCCUGAGGAUGCCUCCCGAGAGGAACCGCAUUAUCUACAUGCGUCCCAUGCACCAGAUCGACACAGUAGCGGUGGAGCGUCAACUCUUCCAGGGCCCUUAUCCCUAUCACAUCGCCGUAGUGCACGAGUUCAGCAAUCCUCCAAACAUACGCAACAAAGUUCGCAUCCGCAGCUGGAUGGACACCAUAGCUAACAUCAGUCAAGAGUUAAUCAAGUACGAGUUCUUCCCCGAGGCCACCAGGACGGAAGAUGAUGUGAAGAAGUAUCCGAUAUACCCCUGGGGUCGGGAUAUCUACACACUAGAGGGGGUGGUGGACGGUGCUCCCUACAGCAUGGUAACAGAUUUCCCGUGGCUGAGGACUCUGAAGGCGGCCGACUCCAACAGCUACGCCCGCUACGACUUCGAGGACGACGAAAGCACCACCAUUUACGCUCCGCGCCGCAAAGGACAACUGUCGGCCGACAUCUGCAUGGAAACCAUCGGGGAGGAGAUCUCAGAGCGCAGACAGAGCAAGAGAGGAGUGUUUCAGAGAGUGGUCGUCCUCUUCCUUCACCACUGUGACACACCAGGAGAACCUGUGGACGACGACUACAUCUAGACGUGCAACCGUACUCGGCUGUCAGUUCAAGAAGGCACUUUGCAAACUCAUUUCCCAAGACUCUGCACUCUUGUGAUUUGCUGCGUAACGACCAGAUUGAAGGCUUUGUUCAUUUUUUUUGUUUUGUUUUGUUUUGUUUUAUUUUUUUCUCUCCCCCCGUUUCCAUUUCCACGAGUGAAUAAACUUGUUUUUUUGGAACGUUUGAUGGUUGAUGACACGCAUCCGAUGCUGGUUUUCUUCUUAGUUGAACACGAUCCUUAAGCAGACAUGAACACCCAAAGAUAAAAAAAAAAAGUAUCAGAUAAAGGCCUGAAAAGACUUAAGAAAAGAAAGAAUAACCCACUGGAUCCAUCAUGCUAACACGUGCUCUUAUCUUUGUUCUGCAUCACAAAAUUCUACACUUUUAAUUUAGUUUGAGAAAUUAGAGUGUCACAAUAAGCCUAUACUAAUGUUCUCUAACAGACAUUGUUGCCUCUUGUUAAUAAUGGAAAGCGUUUCGUUAUGAAACCGUGAAUGUUCGCAAUCGAAUGAAUUACAAACCCAACCCUGUGAUGACUGACUGGACUGAGUGUGAAAGAUGAAGCCUUUGGUUUUGGGGGGUUUACUGUUGUACAGAUGCCUUGUAUGACGGCGUUAUUCAGUGUUUACAUGGAAAGGAUAAGAUUAUUUCACAUACCAAAAAGUAAAAAUAAAUGGAAAUAUGUCUAUGUGUUUA
Messenger RNA from Mugil cephalus (flathead mullet), 4483 nucleotides. It is a transcript of the gene fbxo38, whose product is annotated as F-box protein 38. Gene Ontology annotation, molecular function: protein binding. Gene Ontology annotation, biological process: protein K48-linked ubiquitination; SCF-dependent proteasomal ubiquitin-dependent protein catabolic process. The transcript is spliced from 21 exons. The record is from RefSeq and is a predicted model, not a curated record. NCBI's taxonomy places the organism in Eukaryota, Metazoa, Chordata, Actinopteri, Mugiliformes, Mugilidae. Gene Ontology annotation, cellular component: nucleus; cytoplasm. Bases 193 to 3768 code for a protein of 1191 amino acids.